AUAUAUAAAGUGAUAUCUUUGCAAUCGCUGCAAUAAUGUCGGCAAAGCAUGUAGAAAAAGUGGAUAGUGCAAAUAUAAAAGACUCUGAGAACGAGACAGAUGACAUUUCGAAUAGUACUACGGUUCCUUCAGCCACGCCCACGGAGACGCCCAGUGAAAAUGCUCCCGCUGACUUUGAUAAGGCAAUUGAAGCAGCUGGCUUUGGGUGCUUUAACCUGAUUCUACUGUUGGUGGCCAUUCCCGCUCAGUGUGCAGCCAUUUUUGAGUCUAGUGUCAUGUCAUAUAUACUGCCGGUUGCCGAAUGUGAUCUCCAUUUGACGCUCACGGAUAAAGGAAUAUUGAAUGCAACGGGCUAUGCCGGCAUGAUUGUGUCAGCCAUAGCUUGGGGUUAUCUGGCCGAUACAAAGGGACGUCAAAAGAUUCUUUACUCUGGUUAUCUGAUAGAUGCAAUUUGUGUGCUUGGCAGUGCCUUGAGUCAGAAUUUCUGGAUGUUGGUGGUGUUUAAAUUUCUGGGGGGUUUGGUGGUCAAUGGGCCAGCUGCUGUGCUGUUCACCUACUUGACUGAGAUGCAUGGACCCAAACAUAGAUCCAGUGUCCUUAUGGUUGUUGGCAUGGUUACUUCUGUAGCAACAGUUGCCUUACCUCUGCUUGCAUGGGCUGUUUUUCCCCGGGAUUGGGAUUUCCAAAUAUUUGGCUAUCUAGACAUUCACAGUUGGCAAAUUUAUUUGUUAAUCUGCGGCUUGCCAAGUCUUAUCAGUGGUCUGCUUUUUAUCAUAAUGCCAGAGAGUCCAAGAUUUCUCAUGGCACAGGGACGUAAUGAGGAGGCCUUAAAGGCUUUCCAAACCAUUUACCAUUACAACACUCGUAAGCCCAAGGAGUCCUAUCCAAUCAAAACUCUUAUUCAAGAAGUGCCAAAUAGGAAAGCCAACAAGGAUGAAGUCAUCUACACGAUUGAGGAGAAGACUGAGCUUCCAGAUACAACAGAAACUCAGACUUCAAAGAAACAGUCUCGAACAUUACUGGAAAGCCUUCGGGCUGGCCUGCAACAGAUGAAGCCAUUGUUUCAUAAGCCUUUGCUCCUGAUGUCCCUGCGUUGUUAUACCAUGCAAUUUUGCAUCUUUCUGGGCAUGAACACCAUACGCCUGUGGUUACCUCAACUGUUUGCCUCCAUGGCCGAGUACGAGGCUCUAUAUGCUGGCCAAGAUGUAUCGGCCAGCAUGUGCAAAGUGCUGGAGUUCAGUGUGAAUCGAACAGCCGAGACUACAACUAAUUAUGAGACCAAAUGCUCUGAGCCGCUACACAUUUCAAUGGACAUGUACACGAAUAAUAUUAUUGUCUCGGCAACUGGUUUUGUGGGAUAUUUCUUUGCUGGUGCCAUUAUGAGAGCCUUGGGACCCAAGCGUUUGAUGAUUUAUGGACUCUUUUUAUCUGGCACACUUGGCAUUACGCUACACUUUUCCGUCAGCAGUCUGAUGACUCUAAUUGUAUCAGCCACAUUCCUGACUAUAACUGGCAUAGCAGUCUCGUCGCUUUUGGGUGCUGUGGUCGCAUUGUUUCCCACACAAUUGCGAACGGUUGUCGUUGCCAUAGCCAUGAUGUGUGGCCGUUUUGGUGCAUUGUCAGGCAAUUUGCUUUUCCCCGUUUUCAUACAAAUUGGCUGCUUACCUCCAUUUAUAAUGGUUUCCUCGGUGCUCCUCUUUUCAGGGGUGCUCUCAAUAUUCCUUCCCAAUCCUGCAAAGGCAACAUUUUCAUGAACUAACUAUGAAGACCAUUUGAAUGCUAUUUAAUUUGAGCUUUUACAUUUCAUUUCGCAUUUUGUACUUACUUAUUAUUGGUAGAUUAUUGUAUAAGUGUUAUUUAUAAAAUAAAAAUUACAAAUAUUUAAUAUUAAA
This is a messenger RNA of Drosophila willistoni, 1892 nucleotides long. Its product is annotated as synaptic vesicle glycoprotein 2B. The coding region runs from base 36 to 1754 and encodes 572 amino acids. NCBI's taxonomy places the organism in Eukaryota, Metazoa, Arthropoda, Insecta, Diptera, Drosophilidae. Gene Ontology annotation, biological process: transmembrane transport. The record is from RefSeq and is a predicted model, not a curated record. Gene Ontology annotation, molecular function: transmembrane transporter activity. The transcript is spliced from 9 exons.